Mycena citricolor is the source of this 3851-nucleotide messenger RNA. NCBI's taxonomy places the organism in Eukaryota, Fungi, Basidiomycota, Agaricomycetes, Agaricales, Mycenaceae. The record is from the annotation of a GenBank genome assembly.
UUAGGGCGAUACAACGAAAAUUGGAACCAGAUGAAGGAUUGAUUUGAGGGCGUCGAAGUGGAAUCAUGUUGCCUUGUAUAUCCAGGCUUCUCUGCCUUCAGAAACGCCCCUGGCUUUAGCGAACCCGUGUACCAAGUUCUCAUCUUCCCCACUUCAAGAUUUAGAGUGUUGGCUGUCAACCCGUUCACCGACGCGAGCACAUGACCGUGUCUACGAGGUGAUCAUCAUGAUGCCUCGUCACAGCUUUGGUAACGCGAGUGAUCUGAGUGAUCGAGCUCUUCCCUGAACACUCGACUGCCUCGAGGCGGGAUCUCCCCGGGAGUUACCCACGCAUCCUCUGAGCGAUUGCAAGCAACGAGCUACAUCUCUGCUCGAAUACUUCUGGCUAGCAACCUGCGGAAUCCCCCCCAUCCCACUACCUGCUAGCGCUUGAGAAACAUUCGAAUGCUACAGCCUCGCUACAAUCUACCCCCAUCCACCAUUCCGAACCGUGCAGUUGAUGAACAAAAGGACACUGGAUCCGUUACACCCGCUCCCGAUCGCGAAACGGGCUCGCCGAUCGCCGACCACCAGCGCCGGCGGCGAAGGACUGGAUGCGUCUCAACGGGUCGCAAGUCCCACUAUCUGUAACUUUGCACCGGAAGAUUCCUCGGAAUCUCAUCCCAAUAUGCCAUUCUCACCUGUAAAUCCCCCCGCUCCGAUUCCCGACCUUGCGACCGUACUAUGGGGGUUGGCCCAGCUGGGCCAAUCGCAGGAUGCGAUAUUGCAGGACUCGGAGUCUAUUUCUGAUUCGGUAGUGGCUACUGCGUCCGGAGUGAGCAACGCUCUGAAUACGAAUGGAGUUCGCGAUGUACUUCCAUUAAGCGCCUCGAACGCUUCACCUGCCAGGGUCAAGACACCCCCGGCAUUAGGCGGCUCCGGGACCACUCUGUCUGUGCGAAGUCCUGCCGAAGCUGUCACAUCGCGUCCACCGGCUCUCCCACUGGCAGCAAUGAACUCGGAUGUUGUUUCUGAUGAAUUCACGGACGUUACACUCCCGCCAUCUCCGCAAUUCCGCGCUUCUCAGCCUGUCCAUGCACCAUCAGCUUCUGCUUGGAACACACUCCAUCUACAGACACCGGUGUCAGUCCCCCUGCCAUCGACGACACCGAAGCCCGCAGCUGGCACGACGACGCAGACCGUACGCACGCCGACCCUCCCCCCGCGCUCCCUCUCACCGGCCUCGCUGUCCCAGACGACGCGGACGGUGACGGCGCACCUGCACGCGGCGCUGCAGGCGCUCGACGGCGAGAACCACGCGCUCAGGCAGGCGCUCGAGGGCCAGCGCGCGCGGAAUGCCGCGGCCGAGCGCCGGCUGCAGCUCGUGCUGGCGGCGUACCGCGUGCGCACGCAGGAGGCCGAGACGCUCCGGCGCCAGUGCGCACGGGCGGCGGAGGCGCUGCGUGCGGUGGGCGACGAGCGGGAUGCGGCGCGGGCGAAAAGCCGGGAGCUUGAAGCGAGUGUCGCAGAGCUCCGGAAGGCCCUGAAAGGGCGGGCGGCGUCGUUACCGGAAUUGGCCAGCGUGGGGGAUAUCACUGCCCGAGUUGCGGUGCUGAAUGAGGAGAACGGGCUGCUGAAGGGCCAGGUCGUCCGUCUGAAGGAGGCAGCGGAUGUCAGUGUCAGAGACGAGCAGGAGAGAUGCCAGGUGGAGCAGUUACCACAGCGGCCGCAGCUGCUUAGCGAGCCCAAUGCACAGAUUCUCGCCCAGUUUGAGGAAUCGCGCGCAGCUCGGCGGUCUAUUAGUGCUCAUCCUGAUGACUUCCACUUCCAAGUCCAUCUGCCACCUGCUGCUGUCAUUCAACCUGUCCCAGACCUUCGUAGUCCGACCAGUGACUCGCUGAUCACGGUUCCCACUCAGCUGUAUGCGAUAGCUUCAAUGAUGUUCUCGGCUCAGACCGAGCCCAGACCCCCUUCGCCCGCACUCCCUGCGCCAGGCCCAGGACCGGAAUUGAUCGACCUGACAGUGGAUGACGACGAGAUGGACGUCGACCUCCAGGGCCCAAUACCGAAGCCUGGUAAGGACCGCGAUACAGCGGUCGUCAGAACGGAGGCUAUUGUGAAAACCGAAUCCGAUGCCGUGAAUCUGGUAGUGCCGCCACUCAACUCGGACGAGGCUGGCCGGAAUGUGACCCCGACUUUCGUCAGUUUCCCCACACGACCUACGGGAACACAGGCGCCUGCCCUCGAUCUCGAUUCCGGAAGCAUCCCGCAUGCUCCCGCCAUCCCACUAGAUACCACGGUUACGGUGCCACCCGCGGGCGGGCACGGAUGUCACCCGAGUCCAAAACACGCCCACUCUGCUUACCCUGGUUUCGAUGAGCCGCCGAUCGCCGAUCCGUCGUUUUUCGCAAGCAGCGGCGGUAGCAGCAGCAACCGAGUCCAGUAUCGCCUGUUCCCUAUGCGGGAUCAACCAGGCUUCUUCAAGAUCCACGGCGUGCCCUGCCGCGACGCGCAGCUGGCCGAGGCUGUCCGAGUCUUGAGUUCCUCGGGGACGGAGGUCAGAUCCCAUUCCACGUCGUCUAUGACCGAACGCUCGUGGGGCCAGGCGCUCGAGCUGCUCCGUCUCAGAGCAGAGCAGCAGCAGCGCGCAGCGCAGAGCCCCGACGCGCCGCGGCACAGCUUGAACUGGCGCGAGAUGGGCUGGGCGGAGACCGCGGACGCGCUGCGGGUGUAUCACACACGGUAUCUCGCUGGUUCCAGCCCUGGCCCCGCGGCGCUGCUGUCCUUCUCUCGCGCGCAGGGCGAUUCGAGUCCACCCCGGAUCGGGGGGCCGGCUGCCCCCCGCCCAGGAAAGCUCGCUUCUCCCCCUGCGGUUCGAAAAGCUUCUGCUGUGUCCUCGCUGGGAAUGCCCGAGCCCCAUUCGGCGGGAUUCGCAGCGCCGAAGCACGGUCCGGGGAGUGCGUCCUCGGGUUUCGAGGGUCUUCUUUCUCGUCGUGUGUCCGAGCAGCCAGCAGCUCCGCGCGACGCGGGUGGUAGCUUCUUGCGCAAGUUGCCGGAGUGGGAGGCGAUUCGGACGGCGGAGAGCGACGACGACGACGACGAGCAGCAGCAGCAGGUCGCAGCUGCUGUGCGCGAGGAGGGGGAGGGGCAGGAUACCGGGGACGAAACGGAUCAGUUAACGCACGAUCUUGUCCUGUCGAUUAUCGACGAUCAGAUCAAAGAGGAACCUGAGGACGAUGAACCGGAUCCAGGACUCGCCAUGAACAAUGCAAUCGAGAGGGUAACCGGCGCCGCAUUGGUCGAUGUAGAUGUAGCCGUAUCGGAGGACACCGAUUCGGGGGCCGCUAUCCAGGCCAGGCAAGAGCCCGGCCUCGACCAGGAGAACACCCCUCCAACUGCAGGCGACCCGGUCGAAGAGGCUCUUUCCGUGCAGCCCCAACCGGUGUCUCCUCUUCUGACCGCAGCGGCCACAACAGAACCGAGGCACGUCGCCCCGGACGCAGAGCCCCCGGCGCAUCGCUUCUCGCGCGCCCAGCUCGGUCUGCUCUGGACCGCGGACGACAUCGGACUCAUCUGCAACUUGUGCCUCGCCCUCGAGCCCGCGAUUCUGACGACGAGGCCGAGCGCGACACCGCCCGUGGAGCUGACGGGGCAUUGCCUGGAGGUGCAUGCGGAGGUUUGUGCUGUGUUUCGCGCGCAGACGGAUGGGAAGACGGACGCGGAGAUCGAUGCUUGGUCUAUGGGCUGUGAACCCGGGUAGCGGUCUGCUUUGUAAUACUAUCGGAGACGUAGAAGAAAGCUGUGGGCUUGCCUAGUCAAGCUAUUUCUGCGCGCUGUAUAUGUUUGGAGACACGGCAUGAGGGGGCUCAUGG